This is a messenger RNA of Otolemur garnettii (small-eared galago), 1286 nucleotides long. RefSeq names its product claudin 7 (gene CLDN7). Gene Ontology annotation, biological process: cell adhesion; bicellular tight junction assembly. Gene Ontology annotation, molecular function: structural molecule activity. The coding region runs from base 423 to 1058 and encodes 211 amino acids. The record is from RefSeq and is a predicted model, not a curated record. Gene Ontology annotation, cellular component: plasma membrane; bicellular tight junction. The transcript is spliced from 4 exons. Lineage: Eukaryota; Metazoa; Chordata; Mammalia; Primates; Galagidae.
GCACCUGUUUGCUAACCUCGGAGCAACCUCUUCCGCGCACCGCAACCUCGGUCUGAGAGCCCAGGAUACUCUCUGGUGCUUGCUGGCACCCAAGACCGUGCCCAUACAGCCCCUCUACCUUUUGUUUGGGUAGGGUCAUCGAGAGCGCCGGAGGGAAUCGCCUGGCUUUCAGGGACCACUUUUGUCUGGAACCACUCCUGCCAACGUAGCCUAGUCCCUCUGCUGUGAGACCAUCGCUCCACCGGGAGUGCCAAUUUCUGUGUAUUAAAGGUGACAAGAUUUGCAGUCACCUUGCCAGAAACUCUUUUGUAUCUUUGGGUGACUUAAAAACUCCAUCCCAAACUGUCUUUUGUGGGGCUGCCCUUUUUGUUUUACUGUAGGGUCGCCCGCCCGGCGCCCCUAGUCUUUAUCUGAGGGCGGAAAUGGCCAAUUCGGGCCUCCAGUUGCUAGGUUUUUCCAUGGCUCUGCUGGGUUGGGUGGGCCUGGUGGCUUGCACCGCCAUCCCGCAGUGGCAGAUGAGCUCGUAUGCGGGCGACAAUAUCAUUACAGCCCAGGCCAUGUACAAGGGACUGUGGAUGGACUGCGUCACGCAGAGCACGGGCAUGAUGAGCUGCAAAACGUACGACUCAGUGCUCGCCUUGUCUGCGGCCCUCCAGGCCACUCGAGCCCUAAUGGUGGUAUCCCUGGUGCUGGGCUUCCUGGCCAUGUUUGUGGCCACGAUGGGCAUGAAGUGCACGCGCUGUGGGGGAGACGACAAAGUGAAGAAGGCCCGUAUAGCCAUGGGUGGAGGCAUCAUUUUCAUCGUGGCAGGUCUUGCUGCCUUGGUAGCUUGCUCCUGGUAUGGCCAUCAGAUAGUGACAGACUUCUAUAACCCCUUAAUCCCCACAAAUAUUAAGUAUGAGUUUGGCCCUGCUAUCUUUAUUGGCUGGGCAGGAUCUGCUCUGGUCCUCCUAGGAGGUGCACUGCUCUCUUGCUCCUGUCCUCGGAGUGAGAGCAAAGCUGGGUACCGUGCACCCCGUUCCUACCCUAAGCCCAACUCUGCCAAGGAGUACGUGUGAGCUGGGACCCCCUUGCCCCAGCCUGACAGGCUGUGGAUGUGCCCAGAUGCCUGAAAGGACCUGUAGGCAGUGCUCAGCCUGUAGGCAGGGUGUGGGACAAAGGCUUCCAGGUCAUUCCAUCCCCGCACACCAUGUACAGUUCUCUAGGGGAUUGGGUGGGGGGGGGGAGACAAAAAGAGGGGAGGAUGUGCUUUUUGUACAGUAAUAAAAAAUAAGUUUUGGAAAGCA